UCUCAAACAAUCUCAAAUACUGAAACCAAAAACCUGACCUGCAAACAUUUGGAGCACAGAAAACGAGAAGGGGCAAUUACACCGAUGACAAUGAAAACUCACUCUUCUGUUUUUACCAAAUUCAGUAACUUCCCCGUAUUCUCACAAUUCCUACCACAGGCCUGAAAUUUUUGUCUGCAAAGCCAUGGCUUUGAGAUCUUCUGGUCGAAGGCUCUCCUUCGAGAUUCUAAGCAGAAGUAGCAACUUAGAGGAAGAGGAAUCGCUAUUGCUUUACCGAUCACAAUCGGAUCCAAUACCGGGAAAAUACGUUGUGGAGUCCCUCGCUUCAUCGUCUCGCGAGAUGCCGAUGGGAAGUAGGAGGAAGAAGAAGCAUAAAGGAUCGAAGAGAAAGAGGGCGACAGAGUUGUUGAAAAUCCCCGAAAAUGAUGUCCUGACUGAAAACCGUGCAGAGGAUCUGAAUUCUGUUUCUACCACUGCGAAUGAUUCGAGAAUCGGCGAAAACGUGUUGUAUGAGAACAGAAGCAGUUAUUGCGGCGGUGGUGGAGGGAGCUUGGUGACUACAGUGGAGGAGGAGAGUGUGUAUCAGAAUGCGUAUAAUUUUGGAGAACUGAGACAAAGAAAUGUGAAUUCCAGUGGCAAUGUGAAUGUCGAGGAUGCUAUGUCUGAGUCAAGGUUUGACAACGAGAGUCGAGUGGAGGAGAGCGUUGGGGAGGUUAGCUCCACGGAGAAGGCGCCCCAACUGCCGCAGCAAUGGAGAAGUGAGCAGAACGGACAUGUGGAAACGAAGCUAGAGACUGCCGGAUCUUUGGAUUGGAAGCGACUAAUGGCCGAGGAUCCUAAUUACCUCUUUUCUGAGGAAAAGUCUCCAUUGAAAUACUUCGUGGAAGAAAUGUGCAAUGGAAAUUCAUUAAGGAGCACAACAAAUCUAGGCACUGAGAAAGAGAGGGAGAGGGUAUAUGAUACUAUCUUCCGAUUGCCAUGGAGAUGCGAAGCGCUUAUAGAUGUCGGCUUCUUUGUCUGCUUUGAUUCAUUUCUAUCAUUGUUAACUAUCAUGCCAACAAGGCUCGCGGCGACUGUUUGGAGGAUUCUUAUUAAGAGGCAGUUCAAGAGGCCUUCUGCAGCAGAGCUGUCUGAUUUUGGCUGCUUUCUUGUACUAAUCGUUGGGGUCAUUCUUUUGGAGCGAACAGAUAUCAGCUUAAUAUAUCACAUGAUUCGAGGUCAAGGGACAAUUAAACUCUAUGUGGUGUACAAUGUGUUGGAGAUAUUUGACAAACUAUGCCAAAAUUUUUGCGGUGAUGUAUUGCAAACACUGUUUAAUUCUGCUGAAGGAGUUGCCAAUUGUUCUCAUGAAAAGAUGAGAUUUUGGAUUUGGAGAUUCAUUUCAGACCAAGCAUUGACCAUGGCGGCGUCAAUUUUUCAUUCUUUUAUUUUGUUAGCUCAGGCAAUUACGCUAUCAACAUCUAUUAUAGCUCACAACAAUGCGUUGCUUGCUCUGUUGGUAUCCAAUAACUUUUCUGAGAUAAAAAGCAAUGUGUUCAAACGUUUCAGCAAGGAUAAUAUUCACAGUCUGGCUUACGCUGAUUCAAUAGAGAGAUUCCACAUUUCAGCAUUUCUCUUAUUCGUUUUAGCUCAAAAUCUUCUGGAGGCUGAGGGUCCUUGGUUUGAAAGUUUUCUUUUGAAUGCUCUUAUGGUUUUCGUUUGUGAAAUGUUAAUCGAUAUCAUUAAACAUUCGUUCCUUGCCAAAUUCAAUGGCAUCAAGCCCAUUGCAUACUCUGAGUUUCUAGAAGAGCUUUGCAAACAGACUUUGAAUAUUCAAUCUGAAGCCGAGAAGAGUCUGACUUUUGUUCCUCUGGCACCAGCUUGUGUGGUUAUUCGGGUGCUCACUCCUGUAUUUGCGGCUCAUUUGCCUUGUAAUCCCCUUCCGUGGAGGAUCUUCUGGAUUCUCCUUUUGUCUGCCAUGACUUAUAUUAUGCUGACAAGCCUAAAAGUUUUGAUUGGUAUGGGCCUACAGAAGCAUGCCACUUGGUAUGUGAAUAGGUGCCGGAAGAGGAACUACCAUCUUCACUUUGAUUAAUUUAAACAAGAAUUGUACAAUCUCAUUAGAAGCAUCUGGCUCUUUCAAGUGCUGCUUACUUUUUCACAUACGUAUACCUGGUGUAAAGAAAUAAGACCUCAAUUAAAGCAACAAAUAUCUAUAUGGAUUGAGGUAUGUGAACAACCAGCAACAGAUCUCUAAUGGAUUGAGGUCUCUGAGCAACAAGGCAUGAUAUCAAGAACAGAUUUCAACUUCCAUGCAGCAAACUGUUUAGUAUUUGAGAAAUUGAGUUUCAUAGAGGUCUACCCGCAAUUUUGUCAUAGGAUUGAUUGCUGAUUUCAGAACAUGACUUCAUACACAGAGAAUCAGAGAUUACCAAGCUCCGCCAAUUACUUUGAAAUUUAUUUAUGGGGGUGCUUCCUUCAUAGAUAUACCCUUUGAGUAUUUUUCUAAAAAAAAAAAAUGAAGACAAACAAUUAGAGAAAAUGUAAAUUUAUACUCUUGCAUAAUUGCUGCUAAUUUAAUUUAUUUCAA
Molecule: messenger RNA, 2569 nt
Organism: Carica papaya (papaya)
Lineage: Eukaryota; Viridiplantae; Streptophyta; Magnoliopsida; Brassicales; Caricaceae
Gene: POD1
Product: POLLEN DEFECTIVE IN GUIDANCE-like protein
Cellular component (GO): endoplasmic reticulum membrane
Source: RefSeq, a predicted model, not a curated record